GAAAGCCAAAGCGGCAUAGCUGGGUAGAAUAGUGUAUAGAAGAAGAUGAGCAUGGAGAUGAAGGUGGUAUGCGUGACUGGUGCCUCCGGCUUCAUAGCUUCUUGGCUCAUCAAGCUUUUGCUUCACCGUGGUUACACCAUCCACGCCACUGUUCGCAAUCUUAGUCAAUCCAAGGUGGCUCAUCUUCUUGCAUUUGAUGGUGCCAAGGAAAGACUGCAUUUGUUUGAAGCCGACUUGCUUGAAGAAACCUCUUUUGAUCCUGCAAUUAAUGGAUGUCAAGGUGUUUUCCACAUAGCAUCACCUAUUUCUUUUUCACCAUCUGCAACUAAGGCAGAACUAGUGGAUCCUGCAGUAAAAGGGACACUAAAUGUUCUUGGAUCUUGUGCAAAAGCAGCUUCCGUGAAAAGGGUAAUUGUGACAUCCUCAACAGCUUCAGUUAUGUUUAAAAGAAAUCCUAUAAGUCCCGAAGAAGUAGUAGAUGAGACUUGGUUUUCAGACAAAGAAUAUGCAGAGAAAGCAAAGCAAUGGAAUGUCCUGUCAAAAAUCCUUGCCGAGGAAGCUGCUUGGAAAUAUGCAGGAGAAAAUGGGAUUGACUUGGUAGUAUUGCAUCCUACAAUUGUAAUCGGUCCUAUUUUACACCCAACUCUUAACUUUUCAAACGCAUUGUUUCUUGACCUCAUAAAAGAAGGUAAGGAAGUAAUGCCUACUGGAAUCUAUACUUUUGUUGAUAUUAGAGAUGUUAUAAAUGCACAUAUCCAAGCACUUGAGUUACAAUCUGCUAGUGGAAGAUACUGUUUGGUUGGGACAACAAUACACUCUUCUCAAGUUUUGAAGAUUGUAGGCGAGCUUUACCCUUCUCUUGCCAUUCCUGAGAAAUAUAAAGAUGACUUGUCUGAAGUACGAACAUACCAAGUAUCUCAGAGAAAGGCAAAGAGCUUGGGCAUCACCUUCACUUCUUUUGAUGUGAGCCUUAAGGAUGUUGUUGAAUGUUUAAAAGAGAAAAAGUUCCUGGGCUUCUAAUUCUUUGGCUUCUUAUUAAAGCAUGAAGAGGAUGUUGCAGCAAUCUAUUCAAGAGACACAGCGACAAAUUAUAUUAUGGAUCACCGCCGAUGUAACAGUGUGUACUAUGGAGUAAAAUGAUAUCGUUUGAUUUUAAUUUCUUUUAAAAAAAUUGUUGUUGUAAAACCAAACCUAUCCUCGCGUGGACAUAUAUAAUAAUAUACAGUAAAGUAGAGAAUAGAUACUAGAUACAGAGAGAACUAUCAAUCCUUUAUUAUUCAUCAGUCAAUCUAAUAAAGAAUGAAGACCUAUAAUCAUAAUAUAAUACCAUUGGACAUUAUUUAUUUA
Ipomoea triloba (trilobed morning glory) is the source of this 1347-nucleotide messenger RNA. RefSeq names its product cinnamoyl-CoA reductase 1-like. The transcript has 6 exons. The record is from RefSeq and is a predicted model, not a curated record. Gene Ontology annotation, molecular function: oxidoreductase activity, acting on the CH-OH group of donors, NAD or NADP as acceptor. NCBI's taxonomy places the organism in Eukaryota, Viridiplantae, Streptophyta, Magnoliopsida, Solanales, Convolvulaceae. The coding region runs from base 46 to 1020 and encodes 324 amino acids.